AUGGAAGCCGUCGACUGGGAAAUUCUCGGCGUAGACCUUGACGACAUCGAGAUUCCAGACAACAACAUAAGCCACACACUCGCCGUUUUUGAGCAAUCUCCAGAGGUAUUCUCGGUGCCUUCGGACCACGACUUUGCGGACAUUGAUCUGGCCCCCAUCAAUUGGCCAAACGAGUCGGCCCCAAUAUUUGAUCGUUUCCCUGAAGCUUUUGACCACAAACUGGACGAAGAAGUGGCAAACAAGGAAUCGUGCGUCAUAUGUGAUCCCAGCGACCGUGUUUCCGUCUUUGGCCAGAUUCCUAAGCCUUCGGCUGUUGAUCCAACUCGCCUUCCAUAUUCUUGGAUGGUUCAGAAUCCAGGGCAAAUGGCUGAGAGUGAUUCCUCUCCCGAUGACAAGUUUUGCAGAAACACCUUUUUUCCACGAUACGUCGGCGCCUCGCCAGGCAGCCAGUUUGUCAGCAACAUUAACGCAGAAAAGCACAUGGAAGUGGAAUUCAAGCGUGGACUUUUGAGCCCCGCUGCCUACUUUUUCCGUGCUGUUAGCUUCUCAUGUAUCAUGGACCUCAAUAGCCGAGGAUUCAUCCACCCCACUCACUUCGCUGUCUUCAUCGGUCGGCUUUUCAAUGGCGACCCUCGCUUCCUGGAUGUCUUCAACAGGUUCUUCCUGCCCAGAGAACUGAAAAUUAUACCCGUAAUUCGAUGCGGUGUCGUUUACGAUUGUUUUCUUCAGCUGGGCCGCCAUCUCGACCAACAUCCAACUCACGCCCGCCAUCCUCAGUUCAAGAUGCUGGUCAAGGUCUUGCACCAUUUAAUGAUGAGAAGGGUACGCAACGAGAAGCUCCAGGACGAAAUUGUCGGGAAAUUGGUCAACACGUCGAACGGCCAAGAGUUCCAACCUACCCCUGCUGCUAAGACAGUCCUUCGCGGUCUGAAGUUGUCGCCCCGGUUCUUGAGCCAACUGAGCAGCUCUUGGCCUUUCAAGAACUACCCCUGGGAGGACGCAGAUGAACAAGGUCUCUACAGCACGCGGGGAGUCAACAGGAAGAAGUCCCCUGGUUCUCUGGACCCACGACUUCUCAUCGUCAGGGGCAGACACAGAGCUUGGGCUUGA
This is a messenger RNA of Diaporthe amygdali, 1110 nucleotides long. RefSeq lists its product as uncharacterized. NCBI's taxonomy places the organism in Eukaryota, Fungi, Ascomycota, Sordariomycetes, Diaporthales, Diaporthaceae. The transcript has 2 exons. The record is from RefSeq and is a predicted model, not a curated record. Bases 1 to 1110 code for a protein of 369 amino acids.